AUGAGUGAUAAAAUCCUCAAAAUUGUUGGUCGUUACAUCUACGAUAGUCGUGGUAAUCCAACCGUUGAAGUCGAUCUCUGGACAAGCAAAGGUCUUUUCCGUGCUGGUGUACCAUCAGGUGCUUCAACUGGUAUCUAUGAAGCCCUUGAAUUACGGGAUGGUGAUAAGGCAGUACAUAUGGGAAAAGGUGUUGAAAAAGCCGUAGCUAAUGUUCAAAUAUUAGGCAAAAUGAUUGUUGACAAAGGUUUCGAUGUCACACAACAAAAAGAAAUCGAUGAAUUUAUGCUUCAAGAAGAUGGUACAGAUAGUAAAAAGAAAUACGGUGCCAAUGCUAUUCUUGGUAUCUCAAUUGCUGUAUGCAAAGCUGGCGCUGCUCAUAGUAACGUACCUUUGUAUCAAUAUAUUGCUAAACUCUCAAACUCGACAAUUCGUCUCCCAGUACCCUCAUUCAACGUUAUCAAUGGUGGUAGCCAUGCUGGUAACAAACUUGCUAUGCAAGAAUUUAUGCUCUUACCAACUGGAGCUAAAACAUUCAAAGAAGCUAUGCGUAUGGGUUCUGAAGUUUAUCAUCAUUUGAAAAGCUUAAUCAAAGCUGAAUAUGGUCUUGAUGCAACAAAUGUUGGUGAUGAAGGUGGUUUCGCACCAAACAUUGAAAGUGCUGAAAAAGCACUUGAAAUUCUUGUCAAAGCCAUUGAUAAAGCUGGUUAUACAGGUUUAGUUAAAAUUGGUAUGGAUGUUGCAGCAAGUGAAUUCUUUGAUGAAGGUGCCAAAAAGUACGAUUUAAAUAAUAAACAACCAGGUCAACCACACUAUUUAUCAAGUGAAGAAUUAGUUGCUUAUUAUCUUUCACAAAUUUCAAAAUAUCCAAUUAUAUCAAUUGAAGAUGCUUUUGAACAAGAUGAUUGGGCUGGAUUUCAAACACUUCUUACUUCUGUUAAAGGCAAAAAUGUACAACUUGUUGGUGAUGAUUUGACCGUAACAAACGUCAAACGAAUCCAAACGGCUAUUGAGAAAAAUGCAUGCGAUUGUCUUUUACUUAAAGUUAAUCAAAUUGGUUCAGUUACUGAAGCUAUUUCUGCAUGUACCAUGGCUCGUGGUGCUGGUUGGGGUGUUAUGGUUAGUCAUCGUAGUGGCGAAACGGAAGAUACAUUUAUUGCUGAUCUUGUUGUUGGCUUAGGCACUGGACAGAUCAAAACUGGUGCCCCAUGUCGUUCUGAACGUUUAGCUAAAUACAAUCAAAUCUUACGUAUUGAAGAAGAACUCGGUAGCAAUGCUACUUAUGCUGGCGAAAAUGCUUUCAAUAAAAACUAG
Rotaria socialis is the source of this 1311-nucleotide messenger RNA. The record is from the annotation of a GenBank genome assembly. NCBI's taxonomy places the organism in Eukaryota, Metazoa, Rotifera, Eurotatoria, Philodinida, Philodinidae.